Messenger RNA from Acomys russatus (golden spiny mouse), 1384 nucleotides. Its product is annotated as PHD finger protein 11-like. Gene Ontology annotation, molecular function: histone deacetylase binding; histone binding. The record is from RefSeq and is a predicted model, not a curated record. Gene Ontology annotation, cellular component: nucleus. NCBI's taxonomy places the organism in Eukaryota, Metazoa, Chordata, Mammalia, Rodentia, Muridae.
GACCCCAGAGAUUUCACCCAUCCAUGAUGGCAUGUCAACUGGUGUGGACGUUGUUCAGGCCAGCAAGAGGAAGUGUAUGCCUGCUACUGUAAAUCUGACCAAGAACCCAUGGUAAGGGAGCUCACAGAAUACCACAGUGUCAGUCAGGGUACAGAAAAGAUGGAAAAAAGGAUAUGUGCCCUCUGUCCCAAAGAGAACGACUGGAGUGUGAUAUACUUUGCACCAUCAGUGAAUAUAGCUGCUCACGAAAAUUGUUUGCUGUACUCAUCAGGACUGGCGGAAUGUCAGGAUCGUGAUCCAUAUGAUACAGAUAGAAAUUUUUAUGUGAAAUCAGUGAAGAAAGAGAUCUGGAGAGAACAAAGAUUGAAAUGCUCAUUUUGUAAAAAAAAAAAAAAAAGAGGAGCCACCGUGGGAUGUGAGGAAUCAUCCUGUGCCAAGAAUUAUCACUUACUCUGUGCCAAAAAUGACCAAGCAGUUAUACAAGUUGAUGGAGUUCAUGGAACCUACAAAUUAUUUUGCCAACAACAUGCUCCAAAACAAGAAGAGACCACGCAGAGUGCUGACUGCCCAAGCCUGAAGAAAAAGAGAGAAAGGGAGAAAGAUCUCUCAUCAGACUCUCCCACACAGCCUACAAAGAAGAAACAUGACAAAAUACACAUGACGGUAGAGCACCUCAGUCACACGGGUGCAGUUGUCAAAGUUUCUUUUCUUAAGAAAUGCAAGGAUGCAGGACUUCUUACUGAAUUAUUUGAAGAGAUACUACAACGAAUGGAUUUAAUGUAUGCAAGACUCAUGGAUGAGACCACAUCAGAUGCAGACUAUAAAGAGAUUGAGACCUUACUGUUUGGCAGUGGAUUGUUUGAAGACACAUUAAUAAAAUUCCAAGAAGUAAUAAAGCGGAAAGCGUGUGAAUAUGAAGAAAGGCAGAGGCAGCUGAAGCAGCAGAUUGAAGCCCUUGGAGACUUAAAAGAAAUCCUGUGCUCAUUUCAAGAAUAUGGAGACCUGGACCACUCACGUUCCACCUCGGUCUCCUUGGAGGACCCCCAGCUCAAAUGCCAGGAGUGUGCGGAAAUGUAAGCAGGCUCAGAAGACAGCCUGUGACAGACACACACACAGUCCCCAUGUCUCUCUCACCUGCUACUGCUGAUCUACGCUUCACACCUGACUGAGUGUUUUCUGUGCCCUCUCUUGUCAUCUCACUUGUCUGGCUUUUUCCUUGCCUGUAAAAACUGUUCCUCGGGUCAACUGCCUCAGGCCUCCCCUCUGCUCUCCAAGCAGUGAGGAGGUCUUCCUACCUUCCCCUCCCACCCAGUCAAGUGCAGCAACACCAGAGCCUUUCACAUCCUUCUGUGGAAUCCUAGAACUUUCUCUUGCCUCUGCUGCU